This is a messenger RNA of Cynocephalus volans (Philippine flying lemur), 3924 nucleotides long. RefSeq names its product DEAD-box helicase 19B (gene DDX19B). The transcript has 12 exons. Gene Ontology annotation, molecular function: RNA helicase activity; ATP binding; RNA binding. Gene Ontology annotation, cellular component: nucleus; cytoplasmic stress granule. The record is from RefSeq and is a predicted model, not a curated record. Gene Ontology annotation, biological process: poly(A)+ mRNA export from nucleus. NCBI's taxonomy places the organism in Eukaryota, Metazoa, Chordata, Mammalia, Dermoptera, Cynocephalidae. Bases 10 to 1566 code for a protein of 518 amino acids.
CUGGAGUGAAUGACUUCCCCCUCGGUGGGGUCGGAGCCGUGCUCCCCGCGACCCCCCGGAUCCCACGGUCGCGCCGCGCCAGCCUCCGAGGCCGCCAGCGCGAGCGUCCCACCCGCGCCCGGGACCAUGGCCACCGACUCGUGGGCCCUGGCAGUGGACGAGCAGGAAGCGGCGGCCGAGUCGUUGAGCAACUUGCAUCUUAAGGAAGAGAAAAUCAAACCAGAUGCCAAUGGUGCUGUUGUCAAGACCAAUGCUAAUGCAGAGAAGGCAGAUGAAGAAGAGAAAGAGGACAGAGCUGCCCAGUCCUUACUCAACAAGCUGAUCAGAAGCAACCUUGUCGAUAACACAAACCAAGUGGAAGUCCUGCAGCGGGAUCCAAAUUCCCCCCUCUACUCGGUGAAGUCUUUUGAAGAGCUUCGGCUGAAACCACAGCUUCUCCAGGGAGUCUAUGCCAUGGGUUUCAACCGUCCAUCCAAGAUACAAGAGAACGCAUUGCCUUUGAUGCUUGCUGAACCCCCACAGAACUUAAUUGCCCAGUCUCAGUCUGGUACUGGUAAAACAGCUGCCUUUGUAUUGGCCAUGCUCAGCCAAGUAGAACCUGCAAACAGAUAUCCUCAGUGUCUGUGCCUCUCCCCAACAUAUGAGCUCGCCCUUCAAACAGGAAAAGUGAUUGAACAGAUGGGCAAAUUUUACCCUGAACUGAAGCUAGCUUAUGCUGUUCGAGGCAAUAAAUUGGAAAGAGGUCAGAAGAUCAGUGAGCAGAUUGUCAUUGGCACACCUGGGACUGUCCUGGACUGGUGCUCUAAGCUCAAGUUCAUUGACCCCAGAAAGAUCAAGGUGUUUGUCCUGGAUGAGGCUGACGUAAUGAUAGCUACCCAGGGCCAUCAAGAUCAGAGCAUCCGCAUCCAGAGGAUGCUGCCCAGGAACUGCCAGAUGCUGCUUUUCUCUGCCACCUUUGAAGAUUCUGUGUGGAAGUUUGCCCAGAAAGUGGUCCCAGACCCAAACGUUAUCAAACUGAAGCGCGAGGAGGAGACAUUGGACACCAUCAAGCAGUAUUACGUCCUUUGCAAUAACAGAGACGAGAAGUUCCAGGCCUUAUGUAACCUGUACGGGGCCAUCACCAUUGCUCAAGCCAUGAUCUUCUGCCAUACCCGCAAAACAGCUAGUUGGCUGGCAGCAGAGCUCUCAAAAGAGGGCCACCAGGUGGCUCUGCUGAGUGGUGAAAUGAUGGUGGAGCAGAGGGCUGCGGUGAUUGAGCGCUUCCGAGAGGGCAAAGAGAAGGUCCUGGUGACCACCAACGUGUGUGCCCGAGGUAUCGAUGUUGAACAAGUAUCUGUUGUCAUCAACUUUGAUCUUCCCGUGGACAAGGAUGGGAACCCAGACAACGAGACCUACCUGCACCGGAUCGGGCGCACCGGCCGCUUUGGCAAGAGGGGCCUGGCAGUGAACAUGGUUGACAGCAAGCACAGCAUGAACGUCCUGAACAGAAUCCAGGAGCAUUUUAAUAAGAAAAUAGAAAGAUUGGACACGGAUGAUUUGGAUGAGAUUGAGAAAAUAGCCAACUGAGAAGUGGCACCAUCACUGGUGCCCACCCUUGGCACUGCCCUAUGCGGGAGACCAAUGCUUUCACGGCCUAGGCCUCGACAGUCACCACAAAGACAAAGACAUGAGAAGCAAGAAACUACCUACCUCAUUUUAAAUUAUAUUUGGACUUGACAAAAAUUUAUGCAAAUGAUGGGGGAUGGUAGGAAAAAAAUUGUUUACAUACCUUUGGAAGAUCAGAUGUGAAUACAUAGAAAUUUACCUUUUGGAAAUUUCGUCCUUUUUUUUGCCUGUGUGUUCCCCAUCAUUAUGCUAAUCUAGAUGCUUUAGCUAAUUAUUUGCCCAGGAUCCCCUGUGGCAGCCCCUUGCUGUUCUCUAGCUUGGAGUGUCCGUGCCAGCCUCCAGCCCGUAUAGAGGUGAAGAGAGAACAUGGAGAGAGAAGCUUCAAGUAGGUUAGGUGUGUAAGCCCAGCCAUCAUGUUUGAAGUAUGGCAUGAGGCAGCAGAGGAGGCCUAUGAUCUGCUGCUUUGGACUCGGGGUAUGACAGCUCAACUGAGGGUGGCCAACCCCCUCUGUCCUAAUGCUCCCAGCAGGAAGGAAUUCGCUAAGCCUGGACCAAAAUGCCAAGCUCUGGGACCUUUGUAUGCAGGUUUGUGUAAGAGGACCAUGACCUGUUCCCAGCAGGUCCAAUCUGUGUAUAGUACAUACCUGAUUAUUGGUGGCUCCUUUGCUUGUGCUUGAGUGAGUCUUGUGAAGAAGUCAUCAUGAAAAAUUAGUGGCGACCCUCGUUUACCACAGCAUCUGGUCUCUUGGGGCCUUGCAGCAUGUUUUUCACGUCCCUAACGUCACCUUGAACCCUUAGUAUCCCCAAGCAAAUAAAAGGUGAUCUGAGGUUUAAAUCCUCAGUGAAAAUUGUGGUUUCAAGGUUCUGAUGGUCACCCUCAAGGCAGCUCCAGAUGUGGUCAGCAGUAGUCACAAAUUCUUGCUUUCUCUCCAGAUUACAGAAGGCAAGUUUUGUCAGAGCUGGGGAAUGAUUUCAGAUAUUUGGCAUCUUGAUUUCGAAGGGAUUCUGAACGUCUAUGUUCACGGUGCUUGGAAUACAAACAGGUACAACUGAGGGACUAGAUGGACUUCAGCCAUUCAUCUGUCCAAAGCAAAAGUAAUUGCGAAGGCCUCCGCUCCAUCUUUACUUGGCAUGUUUGUGCAAUAUAGUCAGAAUAAGUAACAGUAAUGGAUACUUCCUCAUACCUGGCAAGGCUGUUGGUACCCACAGAGUGAAAGAGCAAAGAUGAGAUGAAACUGAAUUGCAAGAGCAAUAUGAAACCCCAGCCAAAAGGAGUCCUCUUUCUUCAGCUCUUUGGCCUUGAUACAGAGUCGCCACUUUAUCUAGGACCUGGAAGAGGAAUUUUAUGUGAUGAGAACUAUUUUAAUUCCAGAUCUUCCUUGUAGGCAUUUCUGUGUUUUAGAACCAGAUCUGUUCCCUGGGAAGGAAUGGGGCCAAUGUCAACCUCCAGGUGGUUUCCUUAAUGUGAUAUUACAGAGAGACCAGCAGACUUCCAAUUCUGCCACACUCUCCCAGUGCAUGUUUGACUGUACAAAAUCUUCUUUAUGCUUCUGGUCAACUGACCAAUCUUGGGAUUCUUAUAAGGAGAGAAGAAAUUUUAUGCUUCCCCUGAAGUUCUGUGGACCAGCCCUGAAAUAACUAAAAACAAGGGCAAUAAUUAAAGAAGUAUAGUCUCAUCACUAGGCUGCAAGCGGACUACAGCCCCUCCUUUUCCUCACAACACACAUACCUGUCUACUGUUGUAGCCAAAGUGUGAGAAGGGAAUUGGGAAGGGGUGUGCUGCAGACUCUUCCGUAGUAGGAGAAAAUGGGUAUCUGGUAGAAGUGUAGAUCAACAGUUCUUCACGUCAAUCUGGGGUAUUGAACCUCUAAGAAUUCACUGGAUAGGUUUCAUGGAGUCUAAGAAUUAUAUGCAGUAGUUCGAAUUUAAAUGCAUUUACCUGGGGAGACUCCCAGAGGAGUGUGUCUUUUCAAAGAUAAGACGCACUGUUGUGGAUGGCUCUGGAAUGUCACCCCAGUGUCACUGCAGUCCAUAUUUCUUCACAGUCCAUAUUCAUUACUGCCAGUGCCUGGCUCCCAGGGCUUGAUGGUUCACAGCUGCCUUGUGCAGGCUAGAGAUGUCAGUGAUGUAAAAAUAUAUUGAGCUUGGUGAGCUUCGGUCCCCAUGGAUUCUUUAACUGAUUUUAGUAAGUUCCUGUAUAUGAAAUGAUAAAUUGUGCUCUAGAACAGAGAAACUCAGGAAAAGGAAAUUUUGAUCUAACGGAAAAUUCUGGAUAUAUUUAUUAUCUGUAAACAAUGGAUUUUAUUGGCUUUUUUGAGU